UAUGAUAUCACUCUUUUUAUUAACAUUUGUCACUUUAUUGUUCGUAACCUCAUAAGUUAUAAUUGGUCUAUAUGUAAGCAAACUUUUUUUCACUAAAUUUGCUUAAGCAGCAAUCUAGAAUUACUCAGAAACUAGGUAUACUUAUGAAGCCUAAUUAUUGCAGCCUACAGUUUAAAAUUAAUCAUCAUUUGAUUCUGCAUUAGUUUAAACCUAUCCAAUAGACACUAAUUAAUCCAUUUAUGAUGUCUAUUCAUUUGUACUUCUUACUCUAUAUUAUUAGGCUUUUAAAUUGUAGAAUAACAAUGAUGUAUGUUAGAAAUGUGAUAAUACGUCUUGUUAUCUAUUUGGAGAUUAUUCAAGCUCCUAGAAUUCUUAUGUCAUAGUAACAAAUCAUCCAUAAUCAAGCUUUAUAUAGACGAAAUAGAUAUUUUAAAUGAAGCUGAUGAGAUUUUAUCACAUUCAGAUGUUGAAUUCAAUGAAAAUUUACUUUAUACUAUUUAUUUGAUUAGUGGAUCAUUCUUAAUAAUCUUAUUACUUGGAUGGAUUUUUGCUUAUUAUAUUGUGCGUCCUCUUAAAAAAUUAGCAGAAUAUGCAUAACAUAUAAAUUAGAAUACUACUCGUUUAUCAACUGGAAAAAGAAGCAAAUAAAAACCAAUUGAAUUAAAAGACAUAACAGCAUAAGACAAAAUAGGAGAAUUAGUUGAUGAAUUUAAAAAUCUUAUAUAAGGAUUAGCUGGAUUGAAAAAAGGAAAUGUAUAUUUAUUUAUUAAAUUCUAGAUUUAAAAAAAAUCUCAAGAAAUUAAACCAUUUUUGGAAGGAUAUGAAAAUUAAAAUCAAGAUUAAUUUUAACAAUUAUUAGAAGAAAUUAACAAAAUAGAAGAUGAAAAACAUAUAAAUUAAUUUAAUUAUGAUUUUCUUUGA
Messenger RNA from Paramecium pentaurelia, 921 nucleotides. Lineage: Eukaryota; Ciliophora; Oligohymenophorea; Peniculida; Parameciidae. The record is from the annotation of a GenBank genome assembly.